AUGAUGAUACAGUGCCGUUGUUAUCCUCAACUGUUCUGAAGCACAGGGCCUUUGGAACCACUGUAGAUAUGGACAAAGAAGAAAGGAAGACUAUCAACCGGGGUCAAGAAGAUGAAAUGGAGAUUUAUGGCUAUAAUUUGAGUCGCUGGAAGCUUGCCAUAGUUUCUCUAGGCGUGGUUUGCACUGGUGGCUUUCUCCUUCUCCUCCUCUACUGGUUGCCUGAGUGGCGGGUGAAGGCGACCUGUGUUAGAGCUGCAGUUCGAGACUGUGAAGUGGUGCUGCUGAGGACUACUGAUGAAUUCAAAAGGUGGUUUUGUGCAAAAAUUCGCUUUCUUUCUUUGGAAAUGCACCCAUUUUUGAGUCCAAAAUCUAUAAUCAAUAAAGUUUCAAAUGGCCAUGCUGUUCAUUUAGCUGAAAAUCGGGCUGAAGAGAACAGAUGUGAGAUGAGGAAGUAUUCACAGACUCAAUCGCAACAGAUUCGUUAUUUUACCCACCAUAGUGUAAGAUACUUCUGGGAUGAUACUCUUCACAAUUUUGAUUUCUUAAAGGGACUGGAUGAAGGUGUUUCUUGUACGUCAAUUUAUGAAAAGCAUAGUGCAGGACUGACAAAGGGGAUGCAUGCCUACAGAAAAUUGCUUUAUGGAGUAAAUGAAAUUAGUGUGAAAGUGCCUUCUGUUUUUAAACUUCUAAUUAAGGAGGUUCUCAACCCGUUUUACAUUUUCCAGCUAUUCAGUGUUAUACUGUGGACCACUGAUGAAUACUAUUACUAUGCUCUAGCCAUUGUGAUUAUGUCUGUAGUAUCGAUUAUAAGCUCCCUAUAUUCCAUUAGAAAGCAAUAUAUUAUGUUGCAUGACAUGGUGGCAACUCACAGUACUGUGAGAGUUUCAGUUUGCAGAGUAAAUGAAGAAGUAGAUGAGAUCUUUUCUACAGACCUUGUGCCGGGAGACGUCAUGAUCAUUCCACUGAACGGGACAGUCAUGCCUUGUGAUGCAGUGCUUAUUAAUGGCACUUGCAUUGUAAACGAAAGCAUGUUAACAGGAGAAAGUGUUCCAGUGACAAAGACUAAUUUGCCAAAUCCUUCAGUGGACAUAAAAGGAACGGGAGAUGAAUUAUAUAGUCCAGAAAUACAUAGGCGACACACUUUGUUUUGUGGGACUACUGUAAUUCAAACUCGUUUCUACACUGGAGAGUUUGUCAAGGCCAUAGUAGUUAGAACAGGAUUUAGUACUUCCAAGGGACAGCUCGUUCGUUCCAUAUUGUAUCCCAAACCAACCGAUUUUAAACUCUACAGAGAUGCCUACUUGUUUCUGCUGUGUCUCGUGGCGGUGGCUGGCAUUGGGUUUAUCUACACUAUUGUCAAUAACGUUUUAAAUGAGGUAGAAGUUGGGGUAAUAAUUAUUGAGUCUCUUGAUAUCAUCACAAUUACUGUGCCACCUGCACUUCCGGCUGCACUGACUGCUGGUAUUGUGUACGCCCAAAGGAGACUGAAAAAAGUUGGUAUUUUCUGUAUCAGUCCCCAAAGGAUAAAUAUCUGUGGACAGCUGAAUCUUGUUUGCUUUGACAAGACUGGAACUCUUACUGAAGAUGGUUUAGAUCUUUGGGGGAUCCGACGAGUGGAAAAUGCACGUUUUCUUUUGCCAGAAGAAAAUGUUUGCAAUGAACUGUUGGUAAAGUCUCGGUUUGUUGCUUGUAUGGCUACUUGUCAUUCACUGACAAAAAUUGAAGGAGAACUUUCUGGUGAUCCCCUUGAUUUGAAAAUGUUUGAAGCCAUUGGAUGGAUUCUGGAAGAAGCAACUGAAGAGGAAACAGCACUUCAUAAUCGAAUUAUGCCUACUGUGGUUCGUCCUCCAAAACAACUGCUUCCUGAAUCUACACCUGCAGGAAACCAAGAAAUGGAGCUGUUUGAACUUCCAGCUAUUUAUGAGAUAGGAAUUGUUCGCCAGUUCCCGUUUUCUUCCGAUUUGCAACGUAUGAGUGUGGUUGCAAGGGUGCUGGGGGAUAGGAAAAUGGAUGCCUAUGUGAAAGGAGCACCUGAGGUCAUUGCCGGUCUCUGUAAACCUGAGACAGUUCCUGUUGACUUUGAAAGUGUUUUAGAAGACUAUACUAAACAGGGGUUCCGUGUGAUUGCUCUUGCACACAGAAAAUUGGAGGCAAAACUGACCUGGCAUAAAGUACAGAAUAUUACCAGAGAUGCCAUUGAAAACAGCAUGGAUUUCAUGGGAUUAAUUAUAAUGCAGAACAAAUUAAAGCAAGAAACCCCUGCAGUACUUGAAAAUUUGCAUAAAGCCAACAUUCGCACUGUUAUGGUCACAGGUGACAACAUGUUGACUGCUGUCUCUGUGGCCAGAGACUGUGGAAUGAUACUACCUCAGGAUAAAGUUAUUAUUGCUGAAGCAUUACCUCCAAGGGAUGGGAAAGUUGCCAAGAUAAAUUGGCAUUAUGCAGACACCCUACCACAGUGCAGUAAUUUAUCAGCAAUUGACUCGCAGGAUAUUCCAAUGAAAUUGGUCCAUGAUUGCUUAGAGGAUUUUCAGGUGACUCGUUACCAUUUUGCAAUGAAUGGAAAAUCGUUUUCAGUGAUACUGGAGCAUUUUCAAGAACUUGUCCCUAAGUUGAUGUUGCAUGGCACCGUGUUUGCUCGUAUGGCACCCGAUCAGAAGACACAAUUAGUAGAAGCAUUGCAAAAUGUAGAUUACUUUGUUGGAAUGUGCGGUGAUGGUGCAAAUGAUUGUGGUGCUUUGAAGAAAGCACAUGGAGGCAUUUCCUUAUCAGAGCUUGAGGCUUCAGUGGCAUCUCCCUUUACCUCCAAAACUCCUAGUAUUUCCUGCGUGCCAAACCUUAUCAGGGAAGGCCGUGCUGCUUUAAUGACUUCCUUCUGUGUGUUUAAGUUCAUGGCCCUGUACAGCAUCAUACAGUACUUCAGUGUUACACUGCUGUAUUCUAUCUUAAGUAACCUAGGAGACUUCCAGUUCCUCUUCAUUGAUCUGGCCAUCAUUUUGGUAGUGGUAUUUACAAUGAGUUUAAAUCCUGCCUGGAAGGAACUUGUGGCACAAAGACCACCUUCAGGUCUUAUAUCUGGGGCCCUUCUCUUCUCCGUUUUGUCUCAGAUCCUCAUCUGCAUUGGAUUUCAAUCUUUGGGUUUUUUUUGGGUCAAGAAGCAAUCUUGGUAUGAAGUAUGGCAUCCACAAUCAGAUGCUUGUAAUACAACAAGAAGUCUACAGUGGAAUUCUUCACAUUCGUACAAUGAAACUGAACCUGAUUCACGUAAUAUACAAAAUUAUGAAAAUACCACAGUGUUUUUUAUCUCCAGUUUUCAGUACCUCGUAGUGGCAAUUGUCUUUUCAAAAGGAAAACCCUUCAGGCAACCUUGCUACAAGAAUUAUUUUUUUGUUGUGUCUUUGAUUAUUUUGUAUGUUUUCAUAUUAUUCAUCAUGUUGCAUCCAGUUGCCUUUAUUGACCAGGUUCUUCAGAUAGUGUGUGUGCCGUAUCAGUGGCGUGUAACUAUGCUCAUCAUUGUUCUUGUCAAUGCCCUUGUGUCUAUCAUGAUGGAGGAGUCGAUGGAUUGGUGGGCAAAAUGCUUCUCGUCCUGGGCCCUGCACUUUAGAGAGAAGGUGCCAAAGGCGAAGUACAUGCGCCUGGCUCAGGAGCUCUCGGUUGAUCCGGAAUGGCCACCCAGACCUCAGACGACGACAGAAGCGAAAGCCUUCGCUCAGGGGAACGGAUCCUGUCAGAUCACCAUCACAUAGCAGUUCCUCAGUCUCAGUGGUGUGCUGUAGCAGUAUCGAGGAGAACAUAACUUUAGGACUUUCUGAUCCUGUGUGUCAGAAUGGCAUCAUUUCAAUUUAUGUCCCUUCUGAUAUAGUAGCUGAUUGGAGAGGCUUUUUUUUUUUUUUUUUUCUCCUUAAAGCAGAAAAAUGAUUGGCCUGUCAGUUAAAUUAAUCAGUCCGCCAAGUCCUGUAUCUUCAUUCAAUAAUUCUAAAUAUUAUAUAUAUUUCCAGAAUUUUCUUGUCACCUCAGUGAUACUCUUUAUAUAGGGUACAGAAGAAAGUUGGUAUUUGGUAGGUUUUUAGACAUUAGUUUUGAGACCUAGUUUAUACCUUUAAAUUUAUUUUCACAACCCCCUUAUUAGAAAAAGUCCUCAUUUAUAUACAGGCCCUAAAUUUGCGAUUGAUAAAUAAAAAGGGUGUUAAUUAGCCUCCAGUGAAAAUAGGUAGAAAAGCCUGUUUUCAUUUGAUUCCAAUAUUUCUCCCACAGAAUUCUCUAUAAACAUACACCAGUUCCCUUGGAUAGCCUAGAGUUAGGAGUGAGUUUUAUGGUGUUGCUUAUAGAACAACUCAGGUAAUUUCCAUUCAUGGUUUUAUAUUUUCUGUACAAACUGCCUGGGUUUUUAUUUUUCUAAUCAGCAAGGUGCUUCACUGCCUUCUUGAGAUGUCCCUCAGAGCUAUGAAAUGGAUCUUGUGCUAUAUCUGGUGUCAGUAGUAUAAUUUGCUUCAGUUAAAUGUUGUAGAACCUUUUUCACUAGGAAAAAAAGGUUAUUUCUUUUGGCAGUAGAUGUAGAUCUGUCUCUAGUAUCUUUUCAUACCUGUUUUUUUCUCUCAGGUUUUGUAUUAUUUUAAAUAUUUUCUUCUACGUCUUUAAUUACCUAAAGACAUGGGAUAAUAGUGAGUUGUUUUUUGUUGUUUUUAGUUUUUUGAGUUAGAAUUUUACCUCCUGAAAUUUUUAAGGUUUGAUGUAUGUCUCUCCUAUCAAUAAUGAGGCUUUAAAUAUGAGUGGUUUUUGAAUGACUGCUGUUUUUUCAAAGCAAUAUGAACUUGAUGAGAGUUUGUUUUAUGCCAUUAGGUGGCGCCAGAGGUCAGAGCUUACCUAUUUUGGAUUGGAUGGUUACAAAUGAGCAUAUUUGGUUGUGGAAAUUUCUGGGAGAAAAAAAAUUGAUAUACAGUUAAAGAAGAGACGUUCAUUGAGCCAAAAGAAAUAUGGAAAAUAUAUUUCACCUUUCUGUUUUGCCUGGUUAAUGUUUAAAUUCUCAACACAAUUAACUUUAAAAAUGCCUCUAUAGGUAAGAUCCAGCAGCUUGGCAAAGCCCACAGUUAUGAUAAACAAGGAAACUGAUAUUGCUGUAAGAUGGAUACUAAACUACUAAAACUAUGUGACGUUAUCCUAUAUUCCUCCUUAACCAGUAGCAGGCUUGUGCUUUCCACUAGCUGAUCAUUAUUGUCCUGAUAUAUAUUUACCAAUUUAUCAAAUGUUACCCAGAACCGUAGAACCAAAUGGUUCUCAUUUUUUAUGCUGCAGAGACCUGAAUGAUAUUUGGUAACUGUAGAAAAAUGUAAGUUACACUCAGGAUCACUGUUAAUUGCUAUUGCCACUGAUGAUUCUUACAAAAAUAUAAUUGAAGUUUUCCAUCAAAAAGUAUGAUACAAUAUAAAUACACAUUAGAUGAUAAGAACAAUUGUUCCAUGAAUGAUUCUAUGAAGCUAUGCAUCUUAGACCUCUUGAGCUGUGAAUUAGCACUGUUUUCUAUAGUUACUUAUUCUCUUGAUUGUUUUAUAAUUUCCACAUUCAUUUUCUAUAUGUACAAGUGUUAUUCUUGAGUAAUUUCCCAGAAUUGUAAAUUUUAUUCUUUGAUUUAAAUACUGAAGCAUAUAAUUAAAUUGCUAAGUAGCAGCUUAAAAAUCCAGUUAUCAGAUUGUAUUUAGCAUCUUUAAGAGCAUAAUCAUAAAGAGCUAUAUUUUUGACACCCUCCCUUUUUUUUAACAUUUAGAUUUUAUAAGGGUUUUAUAUCUCAUCUGUCCAUAUUAUUUUCAAAGGAAUGAGGUUUUUAGGUAGGUGGAAAAGCAUUUAGGAAGUUAGAUUUGAACAUAGACGAAGUGGGUCAUUCAAAUUUGUAAUUGAUGGCUUCCAGAAUGCUAUUUGAAGAAUGUCUGUGAGUCUAGGUGUGGGUCCUACUCAGUGCCAUAGGUAGACUGAAUCCUCUCUCUGUAGGUCACCAUUACAUAGUAAUUUUGGUUCUGAAUUUCACAUUAAAUUAUUUGAGUGUAUACAGACCUAAAUUUUAAAAUCUGUAUAUAUAUUAUUUUGAUGUAUUAAGAUGAAUAAAUAUUGCCGAUUUAAGUUUUAUUUAUGCACAUACUUAAAGGACAGAAAUGUCCAAGAAAGUAAUUGUUAAAUAAUGAUAUGUAACUUUUUAACUUUUUAAAUAAAUAAAUAACAGCAUUUUUAAUGUGUGUCUCCCUCAGGGUUGUUUAAAGUUUUUUUUCUCCCUCAAAUAUAUAAAUAGUAGUAACUAUAUGUUUUGUAUCUUCUAGCACCAACUGCUGUAAAGCAAUGCUGCAAACAAUGCUUGAAUAAAAGUGGCUAAGCCAACAACAAAACAAAUACUUUUUGUAUUAGUUUUAUAAUCCUUACAUUCGAAAGCUUUCCAAAUUGCACUUGCAUUUAAGCAAAACUGUUGCAGUUUUUACUCUAUUUAUUUUUGUUUCCCAUGUUUUUGAAAAUACUGCACAGUUUCAAGGCAUGGUAAAUAAUAUAUCAGUGUUUAUGUAUUCUGUUCCCAAAACGGCUAUAGACAUGAUAUCCAGAGAAGAGCAAAAUUCAAGCUUUAGAAAACAUUCUAAGAUUUCAUGCCUGCAGCUUUGACAUAUCUGAAAAUAGGUCUUUGUAUAUUUAUGGUGGGUGGUGGUUGGGCACUUUUAACAAAAUGUGGGAUGUUAAUUUUUGUACAGUCUGUGGGCAUUUACACAUAUUUUUAAUGUAUUAAAAUUUGGUAAUUAUGUGCACAUUAAAUUAAUUAGUUAUUUCCUGUUAUGAUUUGUGAAUUCCCUAAGACUUUGGAUUUUUUUUAAAGUAACUUUAUAUCAGAAAUGAUACUGCAUCUUUAUAUUUUUAAAAUUGUAUUGCUGCUCAAGAAUGGUACCCUGAUGUCAAAAAGGCAUAUGUCAUAAUUGUACAUUCACUGUAAAUAACCUUAUGAAAUCUUUUUUGAUUGAAGCUAUUCAAAAUAAAAAUUUAAAUGAAU
This is a messenger RNA of Ceratotherium simum simum (southern white rhinoceros), 7015 nucleotides long. NCBI's taxonomy places the organism in Eukaryota, Metazoa, Chordata, Mammalia, Perissodactyla, Rhinocerotidae. The record is from RefSeq and is a predicted model, not a curated record.